Molecule: messenger RNA, 586 nt
Organism: Racocetra persica
Lineage: Eukaryota; Fungi; Glomeromycota; Glomeromycetes; Diversisporales; Gigasporaceae
Source: the annotation of a GenBank genome assembly
UCAAAUUGAAUUGAUUCAGAAGAGUGAUUCAGAAGAUUAUACAAGUUUACUAAAAACCUCACUCAUAAAUGACGCUAAACAGUCCUUUCCACGUAACUUAUGCCCUUGGGAUUCGGGAAAAAAAUAUGCAGAAGUGGUUUAUGAUGCUAUUACCGAACUUGUUAAUGAAAAGACAACCUCAGUUCGAAAAAGGCAACCCAACGUUUUAUCGCUUGGCUUUAGAGAGGUACCAUUUGAAUACGGUAAUACAGUAGUAUUCAAAAAUUCAUGCACAGAUUAUAUCAUACGUUUACCAGGAUUGGAAAAGCUUUACUCUAGGCUUGGUGAGAAAGCAAUGACUUAUUUAUUGAAGAAUACACCAAUAUUUAUUUUUCUUUCAAAUAAUUCUUAUCUUCAAGUAACUGGCAUUGCAAUUAGUGAAUUACCUAAACCGAAUAUUGAUUGUUCUUCAAAAAUCAAAUUGUUAUCUCAAAAAGUUUCUAAAAAAAUGCCCUCUCAUAAAGUUUUCGAAGGAACUACACCUCAAGAUAUGUAUAUGGACUUACUGGACCUGGAAAAUUUUGAUGAUAAGAAAUAUCCACCAAAA